Melopsittacus undulatus (budgerigar) is the source of this 3472-nucleotide messenger RNA. It is a transcript of the gene CBARP, whose product is annotated as CACN subunit beta associated regulatory protein. Gene Ontology annotation, cellular component: plasma membrane; secretory granule. Bases 510 to 2786 code for a protein of 758 amino acids. The record is from RefSeq and is a predicted model, not a curated record. The transcript is spliced from 10 exons. Gene Ontology annotation, biological process: negative regulation of calcium ion-dependent exocytosis; negative regulation of voltage-gated calcium channel activity. Gene Ontology annotation, molecular function: transmembrane transporter binding. Lineage: Eukaryota; Metazoa; Chordata; Aves; Psittaciformes; Psittaculidae.
GCUUGGGUACGGGCAGGGCUCUGGGUACAGGCAGGGCUCUGGGUACCGGCAGGGCUCUGGGUACCGGCAGGGCUCUGGGUACCGGCAGGCUGAUGCAGGCAGGGCUCCGGUACAGGCAGGGCUCUGGAUACAGACAAGGCUCUGGGUACUGGUAGGGCUCUGAGUACAGGGAGGGCUGAUGCAGGCAGGGUUCUGGUACAGGCAGGGCUCUGGUACAGAGAGAGCUGAUGCAGGCAGGGCUCCGGUACAGACAAGGCUCUGAGUACAGGCAGGGCUGAUGCAGGCAGGGCUCUGGUACAGGCAGGGUUCUGGUACAGGCAGAGCUGAUGCAGGCAGGGUUCUGGUACAGGCAGGGCUCGGGGCAGCCCCUGUCCCCACGUGACGCCCGCGCCGCGCGGGGGCGGCUCCGGUUCAUUCAUAAAUCCCGGGGCCGCCCCGCACCGAGCGCAGCGGCGGCGGCGAUGGAGCCCCGGUCCCGGCUGUAGGACGUGCUCGGGCUGGGACGGACCAUGAGCGAUGACCCGACACCGUGGGACAACGCGACGGAGAGCGCGACGGCGGUGCCCGGUGAGGUGUCCCCCCAGGAUGGGUACGUGCUGCUCCUUGCCCUCCUCUCCAUCUUCAUUGGCGGCACCCUGGUCCUGCUCUCCAGCAUCCUGAUCAUCUGCCGCCGGUGCUGCGAGGCCGACCGCCGGCACUCCCGAGCCAGUGAUGACCCUGAGAAAACCAACACCACCUACCUGGAGGACUCGCAGCCGGCCCAGGAUAUCACCAUCAAAGUGGAGGACCCCGACUGCCUCUCAUCCUCCAGCUACCGGGAUGCGGAGAGCGAGCGGUUCCUGUCCUCCAGCUCCUCCACCGCCCGCCGCGUGUCCUUCAACGAGGCCGCGCUCUUCGAGCAGGGCAAGAAGACCCAGGAGAAGGGGAGGAGGUACACACUGACCGAGGGGGACUUCCACCACCUGAAGAACGCGCGGCUGACGCACCUGCACCUGCCGCCUGCCCUCAAGAUCGUCACCAUCCACGAGUGCGAGUCCAGCGAGCACAGCCUGGCCAUGACCCCGCGCCUGCCACCAGCCAAGCCCGGCCUCGCCAUCUUCCAGCCCCCGGCGGGGGCUCUGCCGCAGCCGCUGCUCCCCAGCUCGGCGCUGCCCGGGGACACCUACAACUCCAGCGCUGACACCAGCUUCAGCCAGGCCAGCCCGGCAGCCUCCUCCGACUCCGGGGAGGGCCCCUCGCCGGUAGCAGCACCCAGGAGCGGAAUGGGCAGUGCCGGCCCCGGGGAGCCCCCCCCGGCCCCCACGCAGGGCACGGUGCUGCAGUUCUUCACCCGCCUGCGCCGCCACGCCAGCCUGGACGGGGCCAGCCCCUACUUCAGGAUCAAGAAGUGGAAGCUGGAGAGCACCCAGCGGGCGUCCAGCCUGGACACCAGAGGGUCUCCCAAGCGGCGGCAGUUCCAGCGGCAGCGGGCGGCCAGCGAGAGCAUGGACCAGGAGGACCGGGACCCACACCAGACUGACAUCAUCCAGUACAUCGCCCGCACGGACGACGUGGCCUUCCACCCGGCGGGCAGCCCCUUCCUGCCCCCCCCAGCCAGCCCCCCACCCUCUCUCGGCAGGUUAGAGCCGGGUGAGGGCAGCCCCGGCGAGGCCGCGGUCCCAGAGCCCCCCAGCGCCUACCAUGACAUCUGGAGCCUUCGCGCCUCGCUGGAGCUCUAUGCCUCCUCCGAGCGCAGCAACGACCAGGACUCGGUGCGCAGCGACGGUGGGGACAGCGUCUCCUCCGCCGGCGGCUUCCCCCCCUGCCCCUCUUCACCCCUGGAUGAGGCCGAAGGCCCCGAGGAGAAGCUCUGGGGUCGGCCCAAGCCGGAGGAGUCGGAGCCCGGCACGCGCAAACUGCUGCAGAUGGACAGCGGCUACGCCUCCAUUGAGGCUCCAAGCCGGGGGGGCGAGGAGGGGACCCCCAAGGACCAGACAGCCUCCGAGAAGCGCAUUUGCUUCACCAGCGCGGGGCGGAAAGGCACCAUCUUCGAGAGCUUCGAGGGCCGGGAGCCGGAGGAGGAGGAAGAGGAGGAGGAGGAGGAGGAGGAGGAAGGGAGCGUGGUCCGGGGUGCAGCUGGGGGGGGUCUCCCCCGUCCCCACAGCCCCCUGGCCUGGUCCCCAUACGGGCAGAUGUUCCCGGGGCGGGAGGCGCUGCCCCGGCGGGACUACAGCAUCGACGAGAAGACGGACGCACUCUUCAAUGCCUUCGUGCGCCACGACCCCCAGUUUGACGAGUCCCCACUGCGGGGCAAGCACCGCUCCCGCACCCACCUGCGUAAGCAGUGGCAGCACACCAAGCAGUACAGCGACCCCGGCGUGCGCUACCCGGCCCUGGAGCGGCACCGCACCCCGCUGCGCCGUGGCGACAGCGCCAACUACCCCCUGGACACCCGCUUCCACAGCCCCCUGCCCCGCAUUGUCAGCGCCGGCGACGAGGAGGCGGCGGAGGCGGCCGAUGGGGUCCCCCCCGCCCCGGCACUGCCCGACCCCGAGAUCCAGGUGAUCGUGGAGGAGGAACCCGGAGAAGCGGGGCCCGAGCCCAGGGGCGGCCCCGAGCCCCCCGGGGAUUGCCCUGGCCCCGGCAGGUGCCUGGGGCUGGGCUCCGGCUCGGAGCUGGUGAUGGACAAGAUCGCGGGCGGCAUCGAGGAGCGGCUCUAUGGGCACCUGAGGAAGGCAGGAGGGAGCCUCGAGCACACGGUGGCCGUGGCUGCCAGCGACGCCCCCCCCGACCACAGCCCUGUCUAAGGCCCAGCGCAAGGGGGAGAGACCCUGGCACAGGGGUUUGGGGCUCGGCAGGGCCAGGAGGAUGCGUGGGGGCCCCUGGCUGUACCCCUGGUGUGGGGUCCGGCAGCGUGGGGUGGCCGAGGCGCCAGGCACAGAGCCCCGGGGGGGUGAUGGGAUGGAGCAGAGCAAGGAGGGGAUGGAGCCCUGAGCCCAGCUCUGUAGCGGACGCGCUCCCGGUGUUCACAAGCAAUAAUGUCCCUGGUGCAGCCGGGAUGGCCCGGUGAGGAUGGGGCCAGAACUGGGUGCCCCCCCUGCCCCACCGCUGGUGGGAAGGGGGGGGGCGGUUAUUUGGGGAGGGGGAGUCCCCUCCUCAAGCCCACUCCCUCCUCCCUCCAGUUCUGCAGGGAUCCUGGGAUCUAAACUGGAAGCCACAGGGGUGGCCGUGCUGGGGCAAGAGGAUGCUCGAGGGGCUCCUGUGGCAGCAUCCCAAGGGCUGGGGAGGAGGAAUGAGCCCUGGGCCCCCCCAAAGCACCCCUAGAGAGGGGUGGGGGCUGCCUGGGUGUAAAGGGCAAGAGCCAAGUGUGGGUGACCCCUGAGUGCUCUGCACCCCCCCUGCCCUCCCCAGGAGCUUGAGGCCCUCAGAGGAUUUGUAUUGGUGGGUACAGAAGCAGCGGCUGCUCCGUGGGGGGGGGGUUGCUUUUUAGUGG